Molecule: messenger RNA, 663 nt
Organism: Lotus japonicus
Lineage: Eukaryota; Viridiplantae; Streptophyta; Magnoliopsida; Fabales; Fabaceae
Exons: 1
Coding region: 1-663 (220 amino acids)
Source: RefSeq, a predicted model, not a curated record
AUGAAGAACCUCGUUCUGGAAGCAUAUAGUGGCAAGGCCGAUCCCAAGGAGCACCUGUUGUAUUUCAACACGAAGAUGGUGAUAAGUGCAGCUUCUGACGCGGUAAAAUGCAGAAUGUUCCCGUCAACUUUUAAAGGCACGGUGAUGGCAUGGUUCACGACCUUGCCUCGCGGAUCUAUCACGAACUUCCAUGAUUUCUCGUCAAAGUUCCAUGUUCAGUUUUCCACGAGCAAGAGCAAGCAGGUUACGAUAGAGGACUUAUACAACGUGCGCCAGUCGGACGGGGAAACUUUGAAGCAAUACGUGAAACGAUUCAGCGCGGCGUCUGUUAAAAUUGAGAAAUCAGAACCACAUGCUUAUGCGCGCGCUUUCAAGAACGGGUUACAACCAGGAAAGCUGAACGGUAAGUUGAGCCGAAAGUCAGCUCGGUCGAUGGCGGAGAUCCGCGCGCGGGCAAACACUUACAUUUUGGACGAGGAGGAUGACACUUUUAAACGAAAACGUGCAAAAAUGGAAAAGGAGGGCGAUCAGAGAGAUGCGUCGUCGGAAGGGAAACCAAGUAAAGAGAAAGGACAAGGGAGCGGUGGAGCAACAGGGUUUUCAGCACGGGGGCAGCAAGCGGAAGGUAGGGAAAAGGAACCCGACUUGUCGCCGCGCGGAUAA